Messenger RNA from Impatiens glandulifera, 2343 nucleotides. Its product is annotated as probable glutamate carboxypeptidase LAMP1. The record is from RefSeq and is a predicted model, not a curated record. NCBI's taxonomy places the organism in Eukaryota, Viridiplantae, Streptophyta, Magnoliopsida, Ericales, Balsaminaceae. Bases 122 to 2236 code for a protein of 704 amino acids. Gene Ontology annotation, molecular function: carboxypeptidase activity. The transcript has 11 exons.
CAAAUACAUGGAAUCGUAAUCAUUCAUCUCUUUCAGGAGCUAUAAGCUAAGGUUUUCAUGAAGAAAUGAAUAACCAGAGAUCCAUCUCUCUGGAUAGAACAUAACCUAAUAAUUAUCAAUCAUGAUCAAAACGGUUACCACCUUAUCCUUCAUAUCCAUAUUAUCCACAUCCUUCUUCUUCUUCUUCAGCGCUACAAUAUCCUCUCCCAAAUCCUUCCAUCACACCAAGUUCCUAUCGCUCUCUGACAAUACCUCCGCCGCAAACCACCUCUUCACUCUAACUCGCCGUCCACACGUCGCCGGAACCCUAGCCAACGUCGAAACAGCUUCAUACGUUCUAUCCACACUCAUUUCAAAUCAAAUUCCAUCUCAUUUAACUUCAUAUCAAGUUUCCCUAACAUAUCCCCUCUCCCGUUCAUUAACGCUAACAGAUCCAUCAUCAUCCUCAUCAUCUAAACAGUUCACCCUCCGUCAAGAGAUCUACGAUGGUGAUCCUUACGCUGACGUGGCCAAGGAAGUCUUACCGACGUUUCACGCCUAUGCAAAGUCCGGUUCGGCAUCUGGACCGGCGGUUUACGCUAAUUACGGACGGGUACAAGAUUUUGCAACUCUUAAGGAAAUGGGAGUAAAUGUUACUGGUAAUGUUGUUUUGGCGAGAUAUGGAGAGAUUUAUAGAGGAGAUAUUGUGAAGAAUGCUCAAGAGGCAGGGGCGAUUGGGGUUAUAAUUUAUACUGAUAGGAAAGAUUACGGCGGCGGCGGUGGUGGUGAUAAGAGAUGGUUUCCUGAAGAUAAAUGGAUGCCGCCGUCUGGAGUUCAGGUGGGAUCGGUUUUUACGGGAAAUGGUGACCCAACUACGACGGGAUGGCCGAGUAUUGAAGGGUGUGAGAGAUUGUCGGCGGAGGAGGUAGUGAAGACGGGAGAUGUUCCGUUAAUUCCUUCUUUGCCUGUUUCGUGGGCUGAUGGUGAGGUUAUAUUGAGAUCCAUUGAUGGACCUGUUGCAAAUGGAGAUUGGCAAGGAGGAGUAGAUUCCCCUGUUUAUAGGGUUGGACCUGGUCCUGGAAUUAUAAAUCUCAAUUACCAGGGAAAUGAAGUAUUAAGAACAAUUCAGAAUGUGAUUGGCAUUAUUGAAGGAGAAGAAGAACCUGACCGAUAUGUAAUUCUAGGUAACCAUAGGGAUGCAUGGACAUUUGGUGCUGUUGAUCCAAACAGUGGUACUGCAGCUAUGUUAGAGGUUGCAGAACGACUAGGAAAGCUACAGAAACAAGGAUGGAGACCUAGACGAACCAUUGUCUUCUGUAAUUGGGAUGCCGAGGAGUAUGGAUUGAUAGGAUCGACAGAAUGGGUUGAAGAAAACAGGGAAAUCCUAACUUCACGAGCAGUUGCUUACCUUAACGUUGAUUCAGCAGUUUAUGGAAAAGGAUUUUAUGCUUCCGCAACUCCACAGCUAGAUGAACUACUCAUACAGGCUUCUCAACUGGUUCGUGAUCCAGACAAUUCAUCUCAAACUGUAUAUGAUUCAUGGCUUGACUUGAAGUCUAAAGUCGUGCUAGGCAGAUUGGGUGGUGGAGGUUCAGACUAUGCUGCCUUUGUACAACACAUUGGUGUUCCAGCUGCUGAUAUGUCUUUUGGGGAUGGUUAUCCUGUAUACCAUUCUAUGUAUGAUGACUUUGUUUGGAUGAAGAAUUUUGGUGACCCCAUGUUUAAUAGACAUGUUGCAGUGGCGAGUGUAUGGGGUUUGGUUGCACUUCGACUAGCCGAUGAUGAAAUUCUUCCCUUCAAUUAUCUUCACUACGUCGAUGAGCUACAGAAAAGUGCAGAAGAGCUAAAGGUGGAAUUAGAAGAUAAGGACAUCAACCUCAAACCAUUAUUAAACUCUAUUGAUGUAUUGAAAUUGGCUGCCAUCAAAAUAAAUGACCAAAAGGAGGUUUACCGGAAAAGGAACAAAAAGUUAGAUUUUCGGAAAUUACGAGAACUGAAUGACAGAUUGAUGAUGGCGGAGCGAGCUUUUACAGACAGAGAUGGGCUUUCUUCAAGACCGUGGUCUAAGCAUUUGAUUUAUGCACCAUCAAAGCAUAAUGAUUAUGGAUCUAAAUCAUUUCCUGGGAUUGAUGAUGCAAUUGAGAUGGCUAAGAAUAUGGAUAGUGAAGAAUUGUGGAAAUCUGUACAGCAUGAAGUUUGGAGAGUUUCUAGAGCCAUCAAACAUGCAUCACUUGUUCUCAAUGGUGAAUUGACAUAAAUUCUUCUUUUUAAUAUUAUUAGUCAUGUAAUAUAUAUUACACUGAAAUAGUAUCUAUUAUCAAAGUAUACUGCCAUAAGAAUAUUUUAACUAGAAUAAGAGCUUCU